CAGCUCUGAACACAGUAAGAGAGCUUUUUCCCUGACUGGGCUCUUGCCCUCUUGAAAGAGGUGGAGUUAGUCAACUAUAACAGCAGUUUAUAAACACAAGUGGACCUGCCAUUAAGCGGCUGAGCCAAGUGAGAGACAGACAGUCCUGAGAGAAACCAGGAGACUGCCAUCAUGGCGGGGAAGCCCAAGUUACACUACUUCAAUGGACGCGGCAGAAUGGAGUGCAUUCGGUGGCUCCUGGCUGCAGCCGGAGUGGAGUUUGAAGAGAAAUUUAUAGAACAACCAGAAGACCUGGAUAAGUUAAAAAAUGAUGGGAGUUUGAUGUUCCAGCAAGUGCCAAUGGUUGAAAUUGAUGGGAUGAAGCUGGUGCAGACCAGAGCCAUUCUCAACUAUGUUGCCACCAAAUACAACCUCUAUGGGAAAGACAUGAAGGAGAGAGCCCUGAUUGAUAUGUACUCAGAGGGUGUGGCAGAUUUGGGUGACAUGAUCAUUCUUUUGCCACUGUGCCCACCUGAUCAAAAAGAUGCCAAAAUAGCUCAGAUCAAAGAGAAGACAACAAACCGUUAUCUCCCUGCAUUUGAAAAAGUGCUGAAGAGCCACGGACAAGACUAUCUUGUGGGCAACAAGCUGAGCAAGGCUGACAUCCACCUGGUUGAACUUCUCUACUAUGUGGAAGAGCUGGACCCCAGCCUUCUGGCCAACUUCCCUCUGCUGAAGGGCCUGAAAACCAGAGUCAGCAAUCUCCCAGCCGUGAAGAAGUUUCUGCAGCCUGGCAGCCAGAGGAAGCCUCCCAUGGAUGAGAAAAAAUUGGAAGAAGCAAAGAGGAUUUUCAGGAUUAAAUAAAGCAGGCAGGGCUGCCCAUGACAUGGAGGAUCACUCUUCUGAAGUUCUCCAGCAAUGAAGUGCUUUACCUAAAUGUAGAUCCUGGCUAUUGUGGAACUAAUAAACUUUUUCAAAGUAUAGUUGAUGAUUUAAUUAGAAUGCAGAUUUAGUUGCAAAACAAUCUAUUUUGUUUUGAUCACGUAUACAAUCAUGAUCUCCUCCCAGAAUGUGUUUCAGGCCUAAACAUAAAUAAAGGGAGAAAAGUA
This is a messenger RNA of Odocoileus virginianus texanus, 1088 nucleotides long. Its product is annotated as glutathione S-transferase A2. Gene Ontology annotation, biological process: glutathione metabolic process. Lineage: Eukaryota; Metazoa; Chordata; Mammalia; Artiodactyla; Cervidae. Gene Ontology annotation, cellular component: extracellular exosome; cytosol. The record is from RefSeq and is a predicted model, not a curated record. Gene Ontology annotation, molecular function: glutathione transferase activity.